Molecule: messenger RNA, 366 nt
Organism: Glycine soja
Lineage: Eukaryota; Viridiplantae; Streptophyta; Magnoliopsida; Fabales; Fabaceae
Exons: 2
Coding region: 1-366 (121 amino acids)
Source: RefSeq, a predicted model, not a curated record
AUGCAUCAAAUACUCUUGGAGGAUGAUUCCAGGCCUGUAAGGCACCCACAGAGGAGAUUGAAUCCCACCAUUCUUGAUGUGGUGAAAAAGGAGGCGAUGAAGCUACUAGCUACAGGGAUCAUUUAUCCCAUUUCAGAUAGCACUUGGGUUUCACCUUUCCUAGUGGUCCCUAAGAAGUCAGGCAUCGCUGUUGUGAAGAAUCAGGAUAAUGAGUUGAUCUCGACUAAAGUGGCCAACAAUUGGUUACAUGCUGAUUCAUAUUCCACCAGAGGACCAGCACAAACCACAUUCACCUGUCCAUUCGGCACAUUUGCCUACACCAAGAUGCCUUUUGGCCUAUGCAACGCUCCUAGUGUAAUGCCUUGA